AUGGACGCAGAGAACGUGCGCGCUGCGGGAAGCACGGCCGACAGCAUGGACGAAGACAUGACGACGAGCACCACGCCCGCCGUCCAAGGCGCACAGACACCGCUCAGCACGCACGACGACUCGGACCUCGCCUCGUCGUUCUACACCACCGAGCGCGCCGACGCCGCACAUCCAUCCACGAGCACAGCGGUCGCGGACGACGACGAUCUCAUGGAAGCAGGCGCGCCGAGCCGCGAAGAAGGCCUACUGGACGAGAAGAUCCGUGCGCGCUAUAUCCAAGAGAUCGGCGACGUCUUUGCUUCUUGA
Moesziomyces antarcticus is the source of this 306-nucleotide messenger RNA. RefSeq lists its product as uncharacterized. The transcript has 3 exons. The record is from RefSeq and is a predicted model, not a curated record. Bases 1 to 306 code for a protein of 101 amino acids. NCBI's taxonomy places the organism in Eukaryota, Fungi, Basidiomycota, Ustilaginomycetes, Ustilaginales, Ustilaginaceae.